Messenger RNA from Lathyrus sativus (Indian pea), 2550 nucleotides. The record is from the annotation of a GenBank genome assembly. Lineage: Eukaryota; Viridiplantae; Streptophyta; Magnoliopsida; Fabales; Fabaceae.
AUGGAGCAGCAGCUGCAACCGAUUUCGCAACCGGUAAUGACCGGAGAUGUUAGGGUUUUUGAGAAUUCUCAAAUGAUCGGAGUCAACUCCGUCAACACUGACGUGGCGACGACAGAGACAGUUGUGAAAAGGAAGCGUGGUCGGCCGCCGAGAGGAACUCUUCCGCAACCCCAUCCUCCUACGAAGAAGGUGAAAGAUGAAGAGGAUGUUUGUUUUAUUUGCUUUGAUGGUGGUUCACUCGUUCUUUGUGAUCAUAGGGGAUGUCCUAAGGCAUAUCAUCCGGCAUGUGUGAAGCGGGGUGAGGAGUUUUUCCGUGCUACGGAUAGAUGGAGUUGUGGUUGGCACCAAUGUAAUGAUUGUGGAAAAUCAUGCCACUACAUGUGCUAUACUUGUACAUAUUCCUUGUGCAAGGGUUGUACAAAAAAAGAAGUUGAUUUUGUUAGUGUUAGAGGAAACAAAGGUUUGUGUGGAACAUGCAUGAGGACUAUAGUACUGAUUGAAAACAGUGCCCGGGGAAUUAAGUGCGAAGUUGAUUUUGAUGACAAAAGCAGCUGGGAGUAUCUUUUCAAGGUGUAUUGGAUGUACUUGAAAGGAAAACUAUCUCUGAAUUUUGAUGAGGUCCUUCGAGCUAAAAGUCCAUGGAAUGGUGCUGUUCAAGUAAGUUGCAAGGUUCAGGCUCCCCAGAAAGUUUUAGGAAUUCGCAAAGUUGACAACGGUUAUGGUUCCGAGAGUUCCUGUAUAAUAAAUUCAAAUAGUCCAAUUAACAAGAAAGCUAAGGGAAAUAUUGGUGACAGUGCAUCGUACAGUGCUGGGCGCAAUGUACAAGACCUGUCCACUAUAGGAGAGUUUGGUGUUUCAAAGUACAUUUUAUCCUUUCUUCAGUCUACAGGGAUGGAACAGGCCGUCUGGCAUUAUCAGGAUCCAACUGGGAAGGUUCACGGUCCUUUUAGUAUGUCGUUGAUGCGCAAGUGGAAAGGAACUGGAUAUUUACCUCCAAAUCUCAGAAUAUGGAGUGAGAAACAAGAGGAAUCUAUAUUGUUGACGGAUGCACUGAGUAAGUGUUCCCAAAAUGUAACAUUUCCACUCAACGAUGAACAACAAUCUUUGGGGGCCAGUGUUACGGUGGUAAAUAAAGAAAACAGUCAGGAUGGUCAACAAUCUUUGGGGGCCAGUGUUACGAUGGUAAAUAAAGAAAACAGUCAGGAUGGUCAACAAUCUUUGGGGGCCAGUGUUACGAUGGUAAAUAAAGAAAACAGUCAGGAUGGUCAACAAUCUUUGGGGGCCAGUGUUACUGUGGUAAAUAAAGAAAAAAGUCAGGAUGGGCUUAACAUUGCAACAAGGAGUGAAGUUUGUGCUAACAACCAAAUUGUCAUGCCGAUUGCGGAUGAAAAGGUUGCUGAUAUUUGUACCCAAUCUAAUGAUAAAGAAUCUGUUAAGAGCAACGGUGGGCACACGCCGUCUCCUGGUUUUACUAUACAAGGGGAUGGAGAUGACUCUGCUAAGAGCAAUGGUGGGCAAACUCUGUCUCCUGGUUUGACUAUACAAGGGGAUGGGAAUAUCACUAAUAUUUGUACACAAUCUAAUGGUAAAGAUGAGUCUGUUAAGAGUAACAGUAAUAGUGGGUACACUCCGUCUCCUGGUUUGACUACACAAGGGGAUGGAAAUAUCAGUGAUGGCCAAAGUGGUCAUUUUGAAAGAAGGGAAGAGUCUCCCAAAUGUGAAGUUUCUUGCGCUGAUGUGCAACCUGCACUACCUUCAACCGCCUUUGAUGAGAAUUUGAACGAAAAACCGCCUUUGGAUAAAGUGGUGGUGGGCGGUAAUGAGAUUCAAGAAAAAUUAGAAGAGAAUGUAAAUUUGGGUUCCAAUGGGUUUUCUGAGGGUCCGGGUAAUAGUGGGCAAAGUGAUCAGAAACAAUCUGACAAUGAAGUGAAUUCCGGCCAAUAUGUAAAUUUGGGUUCGAAUGGGUACUCUGAGGGUCCGGGUAAUAGUGGGCAAAGUGAUCAGAAACAAUCUGACAAUGAAGUGAAUUCAGGGCAAUCUUCUAGUCAGAACUGGAGAGCCUCUGAUGUAAUUAACUCUGAUAUAGUUCAUCCACCAAUGGAUGCCCCUUCAUGGCUGGCUGCCAUCUUUGGCGAAACUGAUUCAGUUUCAGAUCUGUUGGAACAGUUAGAGGCGAAUGAGAAAGGUGGUGAAUUGGAGUCUCCUGCAGGAAUAAUGGAGUGGGAUGAUGAUUUGACUGAGGGUGCUAUAACUGAUUGUUUCGGUUUCGCUAAUGCAUUAAGCCCAAUGCUUGAUGGAGGUAAACUUGAUACUCUGCCCUCCUCAGGUGAUUUACAUUUACCCUCGAUUGAUUUACAUUUAUCAUCUCAACCCCAAUCCCAAUCCCAAUCCGUCGCAUCAAAGGAGCCAUUUCAGCAAGCUGAUGUACAUAAUCAUCAAGUUAUAAGGGGAGAACAAUCUUCAAAACCUUCUGAAACUCAAACUGAGCCUACUUUCCCAGGAAUUAGCUGGAAUCCAGCUGGUCAAUUUUCAUGGAAAUCAACUCGUUGA